CCUGCUAAGACGGCACUGGCCAGUUCACUUUCUAGCAAGCCAGUGCCACCACGCUCCAGAGAAGUCUCUACAGCAGGGCUGGACAUGCUCCAGAGCAAGCUGGACUUUUUCCGCAAGCUCGGCUAUGGUAAGCAGGACAUCUGCAAAGUGCUGGAGAACCUGGGCCAAGAGGCCUUGGAGGAUGACGUGCUGAAAGAGCUGAUUCGGAUGGGGAGCAAACCUCAAGCUCUGGAGAGCCAGACUCAACCUUCCCCGCUAAAACUUGUUGCCCGUGGCUCAUGUAACCCUUCACCAGGAUCAGAGUGGCUUGGAGAAGAUGAUUCUUCUGAUCAUUUGAGGCCCAUUGUGAUCGAUGGCAGCAAUGUUGCAAUGAGUCAUGGAAACAAAGAGGUAUUCUCAUGCUGGGGGAUCCAGCUGGCAGUGGAUUGGUUUCGAGAAAGGGGGCACACGUACAUCAAGGUUUUUGUCCCACUCUGGAGAAAGGAGCCCCCUCGACAAGACAGUCCAAUUGCAGACCAGCACAUUCUUGAAGAGCUUGAAAAGCAAUCAAUCCUUGUAUACACCCCAUCCCGGAAGGUGAAAGGCAAGAGGGUAGUUUGCUAUGACGAUCGCUAUAUAGUGAAAGUCGCUUAUGAGAAAGAUGGAGUCAUUGUUUCCAAUGACCAUUACCGGGAUCUCCAGAAUGAAAACCCUGAGUGGAAAUGGUUUAUUGAGCAGCGGCUACUCAUGUACUCUUUUGUCAGUAACAGGUUUAUGCCUCCUGAUGAUCCAUUAGGCCGGCAUGGACCCACACUUAAUAACUUCCUCAGCAAAAAGCCAGUGCUUCCUGAACCAACAUGGCAGCCUUGCCCCUAUGGUAAAAAGUGCACCUAUGGCAAUAAAUGCAAAUUUUAUCACCCAGAGAGGAUGCAUCAAGCCCAGCUCUCAGUUGCCGAUGAGCUCAGGGCCAAAAUAAAGGACCCGUUUAGCCUGGGGAAAGAGGAGGAGCAGCGUAACUGCUCACCGUAUAGGACUAGAGGAGACCCUGCACUGUCUGAUGCCUGCACAGAAAUGCUGCAAGGAGCCAGCAGCUGCGCAGGGACUUUCUCCUACCCAGGGUGGUCCUGGGGGAGCUGUCGUGAGCAGACAUCCAGCACUGGGGCUGGUGGUCCCAGUGCUGACCUGAGGCUGGACCAGCGGUUUCUACAUCCAGAGCCAGUGAGAGACCAGCAGCCAGGGCUGCUCCUGGAGAAGAUGUCAGUGCUGUCCAUCAGUGAUGACACCUGUGGUUACAGUCAGUCCAUAUGUACCUCAUGGGACAGAGAGGUGAUGGACAGCCCUCAUCACUGCAGUGACCUUGGGUACAACCUGUACGGUCUUCACCAACCCGAUAGCUUGGACUGCACCUGCCUACCAGGAUGCCCUUUCCAGCAAAUGGUGCUUGUGCCUGCACGGGGUGGGAUGCGCCCAGACCACAGCUGGCCUCAGGAGUGCUGUGGCAUGCACGGGGUGGGUCAGAGGAGCUGCUACAUCCCUGAUGGGUCUCAGCACAAACAGGCCCUGGAGACUCAGCACCAUGCUUUGCCGCAGUCUGCAGCUCUUUCCGCUGACCUGCGUCACUUGUACAGCAAGCAUCAAUUGCACCAGCAGCAGCACUGUUUCCCUGGCCAGUCAUCACGGCCACCCUUUCUGUUAGACUCCAGCAGUGGCCUGGGCUUCUUCCAGAAAGCUCAUGCUUACCCCAAUGCCUCUUCUGGUGACUACUGGCCCAACCCAGCUGCGAGGUCACCUUCUGUCCAGCAAGCAAACAUACACAGGGAGCUGUGCUCCCUUUUCCCUUAUGGUGAGGUGAACCAUGUCAUGGCUUUGUACCCUGAAAUCAAGGACAUUGCUAGCUUGACUUUACUGAUUCAAAGACACAGAAACUCGUGA
Molecule: messenger RNA, 1911 nt
Organism: Mesitornis unicolor (brown roatelo)
Lineage: Eukaryota; Metazoa; Chordata; Aves; Mesitornithiformes; Mesitornithidae
Gene: ZC3H12D
Product: zinc finger CCCH-type containing 12D
Exons: 5
Biological process (GO): nuclear-transcribed mRNA catabolic process, RNase MRP-dependent; 3'-UTR-mediated mRNA destabilization
Cellular component (GO): nucleus; cytoplasmic ribonucleoprotein granule
Molecular function (GO): metal ion binding; RNA endonuclease activity; mRNA binding
Source: RefSeq, a predicted model, not a curated record